AUGUAUUUCUAUUCGAUCGCGAUCAUCCUUGCCUACAGCUUCAUUAAGCUAUCGAUUGGAUUCUUCCUGCUACGACUGGUAGAUUACACCAGGUGGAGGCCGUUCCUGAUUGGCAUGCAAACCUGCGACCACCAUACGGGCUACAACCAAAACAUCUUCAGAAACAUCGGCGUCUUCAACUCCUCCAUCAACAUCGCAACCGACCUAAUAUUCGCCUUACUCCCCAUCCCCAUGGUCUGGCGCCUACAACUUAACCUGCGCACGCGCAUCGGUCUUGCCAUCGUCCUGUCGCUGGGCCUGUUCGCCUCCGCCGUUGCCAUCUACAAAACACCCAUGCAAUACAACUUUUUCAAGCAGCCCGAUUUCUCGGGCAAUGGUGGAAAUGCACGUUGGGAUUCAGGCGGCGUGCUUGCCGACGCUUAA
Molecule: messenger RNA, 423 nt
Organism: Parastagonospora nodorum SN15
Lineage: Eukaryota; Fungi; Ascomycota; Dothideomycetes; Pleosporales; Phaeosphaeriaceae
Exons: 4
Coding region: 1-423 (140 amino acids)
Source: RefSeq, a predicted model, not a curated record